GUUUCCAAAGUGAUGUUCAUGUGUACAAAUCCUUCCUAUACCUUUUGAACAUGUAUAGGAAGAAGCGCAAGGCAAUCAAUGAGGUGUACCAUGAGGUUGCUGUACUUUUCAAUGACCAUCCAGAUUUGCUUGAUGAGUUCUCUAGAUUCUUGCCAAGAACUUCAAGAACCACUGAAGAUAGAGACAGAAGAACUCAUAAUGAGGAUUAUAAAGAACCUGAUAAUGAGAAUAAAGAAGACCUAAGCAAGCAGCAUCAGACUGAUAAAAUGAAAUAUCUCCCGGAGGUUGAAGAUGUCCUGAAAUGUGAGUUCAUGGUUAGCAUUGUCUGGAUCUGUAUCUGAUGUGCUGAAUUAGAAUCUUCCACCGUUAGCUCUAUGGUUUGGUGAUGACACUGAUUGAAAAGGAA
Molecule: messenger RNA, 406 nt
Organism: Capsicum annuum
Lineage: Eukaryota; Viridiplantae; Streptophyta; Magnoliopsida; Solanales; Solanaceae
Product: paired amphipathic helix protein Sin3-like 5
Exons: 2
Coding region: 51-341 (96 amino acids)
Biological process (GO): negative regulation of transcription by RNA polymerase II
Cellular component (GO): histone deacetylase complex; chromatin
Molecular function (GO): transcription corepressor activity
Source: RefSeq, a predicted model, not a curated record